Messenger RNA from Corchorus capsularis, 4560 nucleotides. NCBI's taxonomy places the organism in Eukaryota, Viridiplantae, Streptophyta, Magnoliopsida, Malvales, Malvaceae. The record is from the annotation of a GenBank genome assembly.
AUGGAGUCUUUCUGGUGGAGGUUAAGUUUACACGCUGUUUAUGUUAGCAAUCUUUCUAACAAGGUUUCAAAGAAGGCCAUUUGGGAGAUUUUUAAUGACUUUGGAGUGGUUGUAGAUGCGUUUUUAUCGAACAGAAAGCAAAAUGGUUCUUCUUGUUUUGCUUUUGUAAGGUAUCGAUUUAAGGAGGAAUCGGUCAGAGCAGUUGAAUUAGGCAAUGGUCGACGAGUGGAUGGAAGGCAGAUCUCUGUCCGCAAGGACACUGAUAGGAAAAUUGAUAGAGCUUCUCAGACCUGGAAGAAUUCUCACAGUGGUGGGGGCCAGGUUAAUACCAACUACAAUCCUGCAACAAGGUUUAACCAGAGGAAUGCCAGACUUCAAUCUGGCUUUUUUGAGAAUAGGCGUAGAUUUCUGCCUAAUAAUAGGGUAAGGGGUCAACGUGUGGUAAGAGAAAGAAGCCAAGUUCGAAGAAUGUUUCAUAGAGUGAGAAGGGAGGAUCGUCGCCAUGGUCAUAGUCCUGGUAGAAAGAAUGGGGUUCUUAACAAUAAUCCUUGCAGUGGAUGCGAAGAUGAUGUUAAGGAUGAUUCUGCUCCUGUUGAGCCCCCAAAGAACGAUGCCAUUCAAGCAGGAACUAGCAUUCCCAUUGAUAAUGCUUUGGAGGAGGGAGAACUGGAGAGAAGUAUUAUUGUUAUGUUAAAUGGUGAUGGGAUUCUUACGGAGGCGAUUCAAGUUUUGUCCAAAAUGGACUUAAAAGUGCAGAUCAGGGAGUUGAGUAGUAUUACACUUCUCUUAACUUUCGAAGAAGCAUCGUUGGUUGAUGUGUGCAUUGGCAUGGUGAAGAGUCUUGACGCUCUAUGCAAUGAUUCGGGCAAGUUGGUGAAGAUUGAUGAUAUUACGUUGAGAAGGGAGAGCCUUAAGUUUGCUAGAUGUCAAGUACUAAUUUCCAGUUUAUCAGAUAUUCCAAAGCUCGUGGUCGGGACUUCCAUGGAUAUUAAGUUCAAAAUUCAUGUCACAGUGGAGAAGGACGCAGAGCCUGUUCCGGUGGUGAGCCAAGAAGACAAUUGUACUCCGGCGCCAUUAUUUUGUGCUUCUCAAGAUGAUUUGUCGCCUUCCAUUAAUGAGUUAGCCUUGGUACUAGCCGAGAAUAUUGAUAGUGUUUUUAUUGAUGAUAUCAUGCAUGUUCAAGGUGGCAUUCGAAGUGGGAGUAUUAAUGAUGAUAGCAGAACCAAGAUUUCGGUUGAAGAGAUAAUGGGGGAAAGUUUAAAUUUCUUUGAAAAUGAAUAUGUUAGUAGGGAGAUUGUUGUUUUCAAUGCUGACGGGGUAUCUUCUGAAGAGAAUGUUGACUUUGUAGCUGAGACUUUUGAGGAACAACAUGUUUCUGAUCCUGGAGCCCACUACAGUCCAAGUUCAAGCCUAAAUACAAGUCGGGCCAGUUUGGAAAUUAACAACGAUGGAGGAAUUGGGUUUGGUAAAAAUUUUAAUCCGCUGGGCUUGAGGGUUAAAUGGGUCAAGUGCAAAGGGUGUGAAAAGAAAAAAAGGGAUAAGAAGAGGAGAAGGGUUAACAGAUUAAUCUAUGGUGACAAAACUACAAUCGUGAUUGACUCUGAAGCGUCUCUUUCAGAUGGUGCUAUAAGGAGGAGAAAUAAUUCCUUAAAAGAGGCAGAUGACACCUUCGAGAUUCUUUCUUGGAACGUUCGUGGGUUAGGUAGGAGGGAGAAGAGAAGGGCAGUAAGGUCUGUAGUGGCUCGUAAUCAGGCUGAUAUGGUAUUACUACAGGAGUCGAAAUUGAGUGAAGGGGAUUCGAAUUUAAUCCAGUCUUUGCGGGGGAAACAAAAUUUUCAGUUUCGGAUAGCUUAUGCGGUUGGUUCUGCUGGGGGGUUAAUCUCGAUUUGGGAUGAAUCAUUCUUCUUAUUGGAGUUUGCUGUGGUUGAACAGAGGUACAUUCUUUGUGUGGGUGUGCUGAGAACCAUAGGGUUUCAUUGUGUUAUUGGUUACAUUUAUGGGCGUAAUGAAGAACAGGGGAGGAGAGUUUUAUGGGAAGAACUCAAAGAUUUAAAGACUCAUUUUGAUUUGCCAUGGAUCUUGGGUGGUGAUUUUAAUGUUGUUUUGUCUACAAAGGAUCGAAUGGGAGCAGCGGAUAAUUCUCAAGAAUUGAUCGGUUCAUCGUUAACACUGAGGGCUCGAAGGAACCAUAUCGGGCGCAUUGAGGUUGAUGGGAGGGUGGUCGAAAAUCCAGUGGAGAUGAAGGAAGUGGGUGAGGGUAAUAUUGAGUGGUUAGAAAGUUCUGUGUCUAGUGAAGAGUUGUAUGAAGCAAUUUGUGCUUGUGAUGGGAACAAGGCUCCAGGACCCGAUGGCUUUAAUCUUUGCUUUAUUAAAAGUCAUUGGGAGUUGCUUAAGGACAGUAUGUUGGAGUUCAUCUCUGAUUUUUGCAAUGGUAAAAGAUUUAAUGCUAAUGUUAAUAACUCUUUCAUCACUUUAAUUCCCAAGUGCGAUGGUGCUAGUAGAUUGGAUCAAUUUAGGCCUAUUAACCUGGUGGGGUGUUUAUACAAAAUUCUUGCUAAAGUUUUGUCUAGGAGAUUGAAAACUGUUUUAUCGGGCAUUGUUGGAGAGACUCAAUUUUCAUUUAUCCAAGGAAGACAGAUUCUUGAUUGUUCGCUUAUUGCUAAUGAAGCGGUCGAAGCUAUGAAAAAGAAUAAGCAAGGUGGCAUUUGUUUCGAAGUCGACUUCGAGAAGGCCUAUGAUAGUGUUGAUUGGGAUUUUCUCGACUUUAUCAUGAGGAAGAUGGGGUUCGGAGAUAAAUGGAUUAGUUGGAUUAUGAAGUUAGUCACUACUCCAACUAUUUCUGUUUUGGCGGUGGAGAUUGGUCUUUUCACUGGUUUUAAGGUGGGCAAUGUUGCUAUUUCUCAUUUACAAUUUGCGGAUGACACUCUUAUUAUGUGUCAGGCUGAUUUGGAGCAAGUUUUAAAUGUUAGAAGAGUACUCGGGUGUUUUCAAUUAAUUUCUGGCCUGAAGAUCAAUUUUUCGAAAAGCAGUAUUUUGGGGAUUAAUGUUGAUCAGUCUAUUGUUCAAGAAUGGGCUAGUAUUAUUAAGUACAAGGUGGGUUCUUUUCCUUGCUUUUAUCUGGGGUUACCAUUAGGUGCAAGGCCUAAUUCAGUUGCGUUGUGGAAGCAUGUUGUGGAAAGGUGUCAAAAGAAGCUGGCUUCGUGGAAGGCAAAGCAUUUAUCCAUGGCUGGCUUGGGUAAUGGGAGGAAAAUUUACCUUGUUGAUUGGGACUCAAUCUGCAAGUAUAAGGAUCAAGGAGGGCUGGGGAUUGUGAAUCUUGGUUUAAGGAGUAGAGCUCUUCUUAACAAGUGGCUGUGGAGGUUCGGGAAUGAGCAUGGCAGCUUGUGGCAGAAAAUUGUUGCUGAAAAUAACGGGAUUUCGUCUGUUGGUCUUUUCCUAAAUGCUGAUUUCAGAAGAUGCUCUGCGCUGUGGAAGGCUAUAUCCAAACCCAUUAGAUGUAACGAUGCCUUGUCUGAUUUUACUACCGAAGGUAUGCUUGUUUCAAUUGGGGAUGACUCCGAGGUUGAUUUUUUGAGGGAUGAGUGGAUCUGUGGAGUUAUUCUUAAAGACAAGUUCUCGAGAAUUUUCGCUUUAGCUUCUAUUAAGGAUGGUAAAGCUAUGGAUUAUGGCCAGUUUCAUAAUAAUGAGUGGAAGUGGAAUGUCACAUUGAUGAGAGAGUUAUUUGGUUGGGAGCUUGAUCAAUGGCAACGUUUUAUUGAUACCAUCUCUGACUAUCAUUUGGUGGAAGGGUUAAGGAUGUUUUGCUUUGGAGGCAUUGUUUCAAAGGAGUUUAUUCGGCUGGUUCUUUUUGCAAAGCUUAUUCUUAUAGUCGGUUUUCUACUAAUGAUGUGUAGAAAUGGUUGUGGGAUGGAUCGGCUCCACCUAAGGAAUGAGGUUGUGUUUAAUCAAAAGCAUUUUGAUGCACUCCAACUCUUUGAUAUUAUUAAGUUGAGGCUUAUGUGGUGGGCUAAGGCUGCUUGGCCGAAUGAUGUUGAUAAUGCUACGGAUUUUUUUCGUUUUCCUAAUAUUGUUUGUAUAUCUAAGAGGAAUAUGGUGGUGCCAAGAUGUGUGUCUUGGAAAUGUCCUGCUGUGGGGUUUAUGAAAUUUAAUGUCGACGAGGCUGCCAGAGGAAAGCCUGGACCAGCUGGUAUUGGGGGGUUGAUGAGAGAUGAUACAGGGAAAGUUUGGAUGGAGUUCUCGAAGUCCAUUGGUGUUACCGAAUCCAACGAGGCUGAAAUUUGUGCGAUUAGAGAGGCCAUCCUGAUGUUUUGUGCUUCGCGUUGGGUUACAACUCAUGGUCUUAUCAUUGAGAGUGAUUCUAGAAAUGCUAUCAAAUGGAUUGAAUGCCCAGAUGAAGUUCCUUGGAGGUUGAGGAAGUGGGUUAGCCAUAUUGGUAAUUUGCUCAAAAAUUGCUCUUCUUAUAGUUUCAACCAUAUCUUCAGAGAGGCAAGUAUGGAAGCUGACAAACUAGCCAAAGAAGGGGUGGAUCGGUCUGUGCCUUUUAUUAGGCACUUGGUGUGA